Laccaria bicolor S238N-H82 is the source of this 894-nucleotide messenger RNA. RefSeq lists its product as uncharacterized. The transcript has 2 exons. Bases 1 to 894 code for a protein of 297 amino acids. The record is from RefSeq and is a predicted model, not a curated record. NCBI's taxonomy places the organism in Eukaryota, Fungi, Basidiomycota, Agaricomycetes, Agaricales, Hydnangiaceae.
AUGAAAGGACCAUUAGACAAAUGCCGUAAGAUCCUUGCAAAGUCUGACCGUGAUUCGGACCAAGAUUUAAUAAAAUGGUUGACAUCAUUUCGCCUCCAAGACAAUCUUUUACCAAGCCUUUGUCGAAUCGCAUACGAGGAGAGGCAAUCACCCCAUAUGAAAGAACUGGCCACAAAGUCACAUAGCAAGGAUUCCAGCAACGUAGACUCCAGCGCUAAAAAUUUCGAACGAUUGCGGCAUUACAUCGGACGAAUCGGCUCAUAUAUGAGAGCAUCGAAGAUAUUCGUCGCGGCCGCAACCAGGUUUCCCGAGCUCUUCGCCAACGUUGAGGUCCAAUGCCUCUCCUCUCCGAAACCAGCGCCGAAACCGCAGAUGGACGAAUUGAUGAAGCUUGAUAGGAUUGCCGUUCGCAUGUUACCCGCGAACGACAAGCGUUUACCAGAUAUACAGGAUGCCCUACAGUCCAUGGAUGAAAAGUUCGCCAUCUUUGAAAACUUCAGAGACAAAUACGAGGACGAUAAUUUCCAACCCCGGGUACAUGCCGAGCUCAUCCUUCUUGAGCGUUUCUACGUGCACGCAUAUCAGUUCGUCGACGGAGACAGGUAUAUUGGCUGCAGCAAGCCAGCGUGCUACUGCUGCUAUUUGUAUAUCUGCGCACAUCCAGGGGGGUUUAUCAAGCCGCCCAGUCACAGCAAGAAUUAUACCAACUGGAGUCCGCCUGAGAUUGAUCCAGUGGGCUCAGUCGACCCAGUGAAACACCGACGUGACAUCUUGAAUAGUAUGUGCAAAGAAAUACGUGAAGAUGUGUUGAGGCAGAUCCAGGAACAACGGCCACAACGUGGUGCGCACCACGAUUCGACGACGGGAAUUACAUACCAGGAUUGGGUACAGUAA